This is a messenger RNA of Exophiala xenobiotica, 1800 nucleotides long. RefSeq lists its product as uncharacterized. NCBI's taxonomy places the organism in Eukaryota, Fungi, Ascomycota, Eurotiomycetes, Chaetothyriales, Herpotrichiellaceae. The transcript has a single exon. The coding region runs from base 1 to 1800 and encodes 599 amino acids. The record is from RefSeq and is a predicted model, not a curated record. Gene Ontology annotation, molecular function: FAD binding.
AUGCUGCCCAACGAAGUAUCCGUCCUCAUCGUGGGCGGAGGCGGGAGCGGGCUUACAUCGUCGAUUCUUCUGUCUGAUCUCGGCGUGGAAUCUCUCCUGGUCGAGCGACGGCCCAACACAUCCCACAUGCCUAAGGCUGGUGCUCACAACCAGCGCACCAUGGAGAUUUUCCGCCGUCACGGCAUAGCCGAGCAGAUUCAGGCGAUUGGUAUGCCCGCCGAAACUCGCAUUCGCACCACCUGGUUGACCUCACUCGGCGGAGACGGCGAACUCGACCGGCGAGAACUCUUCAGCCUCGAUGUGAAUGGAGAAGGCGUCUUCCGCGAAAUGUUCGAGAGAGACAGUCCCGAACUCUCCGCCGGUCUGGGCCAAUACCUACUCGAACCACUCCUCCGACGAAAUGCAGAGGAACGUAACCUGGGAAAGGUAUGCUUCGGGUUUGAGCUCGAACGUCUGACCGAGAAGAAAGAUUCGGUCGCGGCCGAGAUCCGUGAGGUGGCGACUGGCCAGGUGCACAGCGUUCGUGCACGCUACGUGGUUGCCGCGGACGGAGGCCGCACCGUCGGCCCAAUGCUUGGUGUCUCAAUGAUCGGGCAAACAGGUCUCGCAACCAUGACCAGCCUCUACUUUCGGGCGGACCUUUCCGACUAUGUGAAGGAUGAUGUGGUUGUUCACUGGCUGGUAGGGCCACGUUUCGGAUCCUGGACCGGUGGUGCUCUGGUCAAAGCCGGUCCGAAAAACUGGGAUCGCCAUUCAGAGACGUGGACCAUGCACAUCAUGAUACCGCCGGACGACCCAGAUGCUCAAAACCUUACGAAGGAGCGCGCGCUAGUUCGUGUCCAGGCGCUCCUCAAUCUUCCCGCGCUUGACUCCGAGAUUCUCGGGGUCAGUCCGUGGCACAUCGAAUCAGUGCAGAUUGAAAAGAGCCGCGUCGGGCGUGUCUUCUUUAUUGGUGACGCAGCUCAUCGCCAGCCGCCAACAUCCGGCCUCGGCUUGCAGUCGGCAAUCCAGGACGCAGACAAUCUGACCUGGAAACUCGCGGCUGUGGUCAAGGGUUGGUCAAGUGAAGCCAUUCUCGACACAUACGAGACAGAACGAAGGCCCGUCAUCCAAGAUAAUAUUGAGUAUGCGCUUUUCGCGUUCCAGAACCAAUUCGCUUUCGAAGCCGGCAUGGGACUCACCCACGCCAAGACACCGGAGCAACGCAAGGCAGUCUUUCUCAAAUACCUUGAAGACAGUCCCAUGGGACGCACGCGGCGGGCGGUUGGAGCCGAAGUUUUUGGGACUGGACGGAUGGAACUGGAUCCCCAUGAUCGCGAGAUAGGCUUUCACUAUGAGGAGGGAGUCUUGAUACCUGAUGGAACUCCUGCUCCAUCCCGAGAUCCAAUGGGAAUCGCUUACAUUCCCACCACCCGACCAGGACAUCGACUGCCGCAUGCUUGGCUGAAUGAUAGAGGCAAACGUCUUUCGACUCAUGACCUUGGCAGCGUCGGCAACUUCAUCUUGCUUGUGGGCUCUGACGGCAAGGAAUGGUGUGAAGCCGCAACGCGUUUGGCUAAGGAAUCAAAAAUUCCCGUUGAGGCUUGGCGGAUCGCUGCUGGGGGUGAUGUUGGCGAUCCAACGCGCACUUGGUCGAAGCUCAGCGAAAUCGGCACCGACGGCGCGCUCCUCGUGCGACCUGAUCGCUAUGUGGCUUGCCGCUUCAAAGCCGCCACGACAGAUCCGUACAGGGCGCUCAGUGAGGCGUUUGAAACCCUAUUGAACCCCUCGCCUCCUCAAUGCAACGGCCAUAAAGUAUGA